AUGUGUGAUAUCUUGGUUGAUGGUUUAACCCGUCUAGGUGUAGUUGGUGGAUCAGGUGUUGGUGACGGGGACGAGGAUGAACUAGCAUCAAGAAGUCCAACUCCAACAGCAAACAUCAUUAUGGAGGAGAGAAUGGAAACAGGUUCUGUCCCGUUAUUAAAAACUGAAGAUCCAACCACAGUAGUGAAGGAUUCAGUCUCAGAUUCUACACAUUCCACAGAACCAUCUUCUUACCUAGCCCCUCCAGCUAACCCUGACGGUCAGGAGGAGGCGCCAAUACUUGAGAUGGAAACAGGUGAUGCUGAUCCUGAGCAACCAAUGGAAGAGGUAGAGCAUGAUGAAGAGGGGGAGGAUGAGGAGGAAGAAGAUGAGGAGGAGGAAGAAGAGGAAGAAUCUUUGUAUAUCCCUCGGCUACUAGAUGCUGAAGGGAAUAAGACAACUGUUCCUCGUGACAGCGUGCUUGAUGUAAUGUCCUGGAAAUGCAGUCACGUGACCCAGUUCCUUGAAAUCAAUGAGUGCUCCAACCUUGUCCCAGCUUUCAAAGACAAGGGAAUAAAUGGAGUUCUGUUCAUGAAUCUGACCAAGGCUGAGAUAAUGAGUUUAUCUCAGAACAAGAUUGGUCCUUGUCUUAAGAUAGAAAAUCUUCAAGGACUUCUCAAGAGCCGUAUGACCUCCGCGCAACUCCGACUUUUCACCAGAUCAUAAGAUGGGCGAAGCUUAAGAUCUUAUUCAAGUUUAUCUUAAGCUCAAAUUAUUAUAUUAUUAUGUGAGAUUUCGAAAAAGAAAUGGUUGAAAGUUUCUCCUAUUAUUCUGGAACAAAAAGAAACAAAACGAUAUUUGCUCGACAUUACCCUGAAGUUAGUUUUUCGAGUUUUGGCAAAUUUAAUAUGAAUACGAAUUGAAAAUUAAUCUCUCGAAUUGCAAAAUGUAAAUUAUAUAUUUUGGUCUAGUGGACUAGGAAUACUUAAACAAAUUCCCUGUGUAGUGUGGGUAUUACAGAUCAUUGUGUAUUGUACAAUGCCUGAUACAUGCUGACCGGAAAUCCUCCGUCAAAGUUUGUGCAAAAAUGUCGCGAGCACAAGAAACUAAAGCAGUAAAAUACGAAUUAAGCUUUAAGAUAUUUAGUUUGUUUACGAUGUUAUUAAAAAAGCUGAUCUAAAUACAUAUUUAUCAUCUAAA
Eurytemora carolleeae is the source of this 1179-nucleotide messenger RNA. RefSeq names its product stimulated by retinoic acid gene 8 protein. NCBI's taxonomy places the organism in Eukaryota, Metazoa, Arthropoda, Copepoda, Calanoida, Temoridae. The record is from RefSeq and is a predicted model, not a curated record. The transcript is spliced from 5 exons. Bases 1 to 705 code for a protein of 234 amino acids.